AUGAGCGGGUCACCAUCGUCCGUCGGCUCAGAGGCUUUCUCUGUCGUCGCAUUGCUGGUGAUAUCUCUAGUGGUCCUCCUGAUCCUCCGCUAUUAUCUUCCAUUGCGCACGACACCAGCAUACCUUACGGUGCCGAUCUUCUUUGCCCUCGGCAUACCAGCGAGUAUUAUACUCCUUGUGCCUAUAGAUCUUGCGUCUAGUUCUAGGGAUCCCGAUACUGGGAGCAGGGGCAUAUGGUUACCUGAUCGGGUUCUGCUGGUAUCAUGGCGCAUAAGCUAUUGGCUUACGUUCGGGCUAACUUGGUUUAUCCUUCCCAUACUCGAAGAAUAUGCCGAUGCCGGAUACCGAGAUCCUAGGGGCCGGCUCCUCUAUUCCCUCCGCGCCAAUGCCCAGUAUCAGGCCCUCAUAUUCGGGGCCGGCUUUCUCGGGAUGAUAUACUUCUUUAUAUCUUAUGGUGCAUCGCCUACUUCCCUGAAAGGCUUGGUCAUGGCUCUAGCGUAUUGUUGGGGAUUGGUGUUAGCCAUAUACUUGAUGGGCCAUGGCCUUGUCGCGAUACCUCGAAGCUUGUUCCGGAAUGCGAGUAUCAGUGGAAGAUUAAAACGAAUUCAAGCCAAGGCAGCAAAAGUUCACGAGAAGAUGGAAGAUGCAAUUCAAGCCCCGGAAGACUUGGAGGCGCAAGUUGCAGAACUGUCGCAUAGAAAGACUGGGUCUGCAAAUGACUUUAGGGAUUGGAUUGAGGAGCUCGCUGAGGAUUCCCACCUUCCAGAGUCGCGGCCCCGUACUUUGACUCGGCGACUGUCUGCUCCAGUGAUCAACGUGCCAAACGUUGUCACGGAAAGAUAUUUGGCGGAUCUCAGCCGACAACUUGACCGAGCUCGGCAUAGCCGGGCACGAUAUCUUGAUGAAUGGGACCGUAUAUUACAGGCCUCCACGGACACCCAGGCUAUCUUGGACUCCGCUGCUUCGAAACGCAUCGAAAUUGGUGAGGUAUCACCGCACUCUUCGGUCUUCGACCGGUUCACCAUCUUGACGCCAUAUACUCGUUACCUCUACAAAUACUACCUUGUGCCUUAUAUGCAGAUAUUCUUCGGAGUCUUUUUCUCAUUGGCCUCUUUCUGCAUUAUCUGGUCCGAGGUCAUCAAAUCUAUCAACCCUUUUUUCUCCAUAAUCGCGGUCACGGUAGCCCACCACCAAGAAAGCGAGCGGGGCCAGAUUGGUUUUGCCGGCCAAGUUAUUACUUCAUGUUGGAUACUGUACAUGUGUGCCGCGGCCCUCACGUCCCUUACUGAAGUCAAGGUGUGGCGAGGUCGUGCACUUGUAAGGCGCAAUACACACGGUGAGAGCGCAAUGUGGUAUGCCAUGCAAGUUGCGAAGCUCUCUGUGCCUUUGUCUUUCAACUUUAUGACAUUCCUUUUGCCUGAGAUCUACACCAAGACGGUUUUCUUCGAAUUUCUUGGGAAGUAUAUCACACUAACCCGUAUCGGGACAUGGUUCGAUUGGCUGUUUCCAACCUUUAUAUUGAUCCCGGUAUGUGCCACACUUUUCAAUCUCUAUGGGAAAGUGAAGAAUUGUGUUGGGUUCGGAGGUGUAAUAGAUGACGAGGAUGAGGAGAAUGAAAGCGGCUAUGGGACUGGUUCCUGGCGUGAAGGCAGAGAUUUGAUAGAACGAGAGCUACAGGGUCAUUCUUCACUGGGCCGUCUUGGACACGGCGCUGCAGACCGACGUUCGCACGUUCCGAAUAAUCCGAAUAAUAGGACUGCGCCUACUGUCUCUGUUCCACCAGCCGAGAGACAGCGUGCGUUGGGUCAGCCAUCGGCAUCAAGGCCAGGACGCGAUUCCCAACGUCCACCCGCGGAGCCCGAAGACGAGAACUUCUUUGAAGCCUUCGGUCACCGGGUAAGGAAUACCUUUGAAACUGUACAGACGCCGAAUUGGCUUCAGAACGUUGGAGAUGGAUUCAAGCGGCCCAAAUGGAUGGGCGGCGAUGGUGACGGUGCAUCCGAACCCAGGCAGAGCGAGAGUAACAUUACGCGUUGGUUUGGAAGACAGGAAGGACGAGUUAGGUUAUAA
This is a messenger RNA of Venustampulla echinocandica, 2070 nucleotides long. RefSeq lists its product as uncharacterized. NCBI's taxonomy places the organism in Eukaryota, Fungi, Ascomycota, Leotiomycetes, Helotiales, Pleuroascaceae. The record is from RefSeq and is a predicted model, not a curated record. Gene Ontology annotation, cellular component: membrane. The transcript has 2 exons. The coding region runs from base 1 to 2070 and encodes 689 amino acids.